Molecule: messenger RNA, 1809 nt
Organism: Rhinocladiella mackenziei CBS 650.93
Lineage: Eukaryota; Fungi; Ascomycota; Eurotiomycetes; Chaetothyriales; Herpotrichiellaceae
Exons: 6
Coding region: 1-1809 (602 amino acids)
Biological process (GO): reductive iron assimilation; cellular response to iron ion starvation
Cellular component (GO): high-affinity iron permease complex
Molecular function (GO): ferroxidase activity; copper ion binding
Source: RefSeq, a predicted model, not a curated record
AUGUCGAUCUCAACGGCGCAAAUGUGGCUCUUCUUACUCAUUUUCACCAGCAUCCUUCAAUCAACGUUGUCUAGCAAUGUGACCUACGAUUUCAACAUUACUUGGGUCGCCGUGAAUCCAGAUGGGGCCUUCACGAGACCAACAAUCGGUGUGAACGGGCAAUGGCCUCCCCCUCAGAUACAUGCCAACUUGGGGGAUACAAUCACCGUCAACGUUUUGAAUCUCCUGGGUAAUCAGUCUACAUCGUUACAUUUUCAUGGCUUGUUCAUGAAUGGCAGCACCCACAUGGACGGACCUGCCCAGGUUUCCCAAUGUGCAAUAGCUCCGGGCUCAUCUUUCACGUACAGAUUCAGAGCUGAGCAAGUCGGCACUUAUUGGUAUCAUUCCCACACACAGUCACAAUAUCCAGACGGCCUACGAGCGCCGCUCAUAAUCCAUGACCCAGACAAUCCGUACGCUGAGCAGUUCGACCAGGAGCUGGUACUCACGGUAUCUGACUGGUACCAUCAACAAAUGGCCGAUCUCAUUCCGCAGUACAUGAAAAGCGGCCACAUGAUGUCACAUGAGCCGGUACCUGACGCAAGCCUUCUGAAUGACACACAUGAUCUCCAGGUCGGCGUCGUGCCGGGGAAAACGUACUUGGUGCGUAUGGUGAAUAUGGCAGCUUUCGCCGGGCAGUACUUUUGGAUUGAAGGGCACACCAUGACCAUUGUCGAGAUUGACGGGGUCUACACUCGAGCUACUGAGGCGGAAAUGAUAUAUCUCGCGUCGGGGCAACGGUGCAGCUUUCUUCUCACAACGAAGUCUCAAAGCUCUCAUAAUUACCCUUUCGUGGCCUCCAUGGACCAGAGCUUGUUCAUGAUGGCCGGCCAUGUCAACUCGGAUGUGACAGGAUGGCUUGUGUAUGACUCCGCUCAUCCACUGCCACGGCCGAAGAAGAUCGAUCAAUUCAACCCUACCGACGAUAUGACUAUCGUACCCUACGAUGAGAUGCAACUCCUGCCAAAAGCGGACAAAAGCAUAAGUUUAAACCUAGAGAUGCGGCAUUCUCAAGGAGCUACUUACUAUAUGUUCAAUGACAUAAGCUAUAGAAGUCCGGAGAUUCCAUCGCUUUAUACAGCAUUGACCAGCGGGAAUUCGGCGACUGAUCCGGCAGUGUACGGUAUAUCCACCAAUCCAUUCGUUCUUGAGCGCAACGACGUUGUUGAGCUGGUGCUCUACAAUCGGCAUAUGCUCCGUCACCCUUUUCAUCUCCAUGGACAUCACUUUCAAGCCAUCUACCGUUCUGAAGAAUAUGGGGGAAGAUACGAAGAUAGUGGUGUGACAGAGGCAAACUUGCCACAGAAACCAAUCCGUCGCGACACGCUAGUUCUCCCUCCCGGUGGAAGUAUGGUGAUACGGUUCAGAGCCGACAAUCCAGGGGUUUGGCUUUUUCAUUGUCAUAUGGAAUGGCACGUCCACACAGGUCUCGUGGCUACUAUGAUCGAGGCUCCUAUAGAACUUCAGCAGCAAAGACGAUCUCAGCCGUUGCCCGCGGACCAUAUAGGAGCAUGUGUUGCAACAGGAACCCCAGCAACUGAGAAUGAUCCUGGUCAGGUUGAUGACUUGCUGGAUGUUCAGAAUGAGAACGAUCCUACGCAGGGAAAGCCUGAAGGUGUUUCCAUAUCAGAUGCCGUGGUAUCGUUGGCUGCUGGUUCUGUCUUGGUCAUGACUGGUCUGGUUUUCUUGGUUUGGUUUGGUGUAAAGAACUGGGGUGCUAGAAAAGCUCAAUAUGCUCCUUUGGCAAUGAACGUUGAGGAAGAUCUAUGA